Geosmithia morbida is the source of this 315-nucleotide messenger RNA. Its product is annotated as NADH dehydrogenase (ubiquinone) Fe-S protein 5. The record is from RefSeq and is a predicted model, not a curated record. NCBI's taxonomy places the organism in Eukaryota, Fungi, Ascomycota, Sordariomycetes, Hypocreales, Bionectriaceae. Gene Ontology annotation, biological process: mitochondrial respiratory chain complex I assembly. The coding region runs from base 1 to 315 and encodes 104 amino acids. The transcript is spliced from 3 exons.
AUGGCGUCUGGUUAUGGCAUGAAUGGCGGCGUUGGCCGCUGCUUUCCCUUCUGGCAGGAGGUUCUGGGGUGUUACGUCGUAAACACCUCGGCCGAAGACGACUCCGGAAAAAAGAAGUGUUCUUUGGCCCUCGAGGACUACUAUGAGUGCUUGCACCACAAGAAGGAGCAUGCUCGAGCUGUCGCAAUUCAAUCCGCCUACAACCAUCGCGGCAACACGGCCGCACAAGAAAAUGCCCCGAGCGUGAGCCAGAUACGAAACCUGGGGUUAUUGGGUAAGGAGGAUGACACGAAAAAGGUGCUUGGAAGCUCCUAA